AUGACGGUAGAAAAGUCCGCUUCAGAUCUGAAGAGUGGUUAUACCAUCCUUCGUAUCAAACGCAAGCGCAACGAAGAACCCUUGGAUGCCCUUGUGAUCGAAUCCACUACCAGGAGGAAGAAGACGAAGCCGGGGCUCUUCCAAUUUGCUGAGACUGUUGAGCAGAAAGCAUGGGAGAACGAAGGAGAGCGGCAGAGCUUGCAGGACCGUAUAUCCGCGUUAGCCAGCACUGCUAGCUCGAAACAGCCGUUGCCGGCACCAGCUACGGUCCCUGCAACCCCUAUCUCCGCUUCACCGUCUAAAGACGGGGCGGCGCGGAGGUACCAGAUUGUCAAGAACGACUCAGAACCUAUGGUACCUCGGGAGGAUUCGACGAAAAUACGUCAAAAGCCCCUCAAAGAACCGCCGAAGGUGUUGUCGUCUCGAGAGCUGCAGGAACAGAAAGCGAGGGCCAAGUUCACGAUGUACGACGCGGUCUUAUCCGCGCCCGAGUCCUCCGAGGUCGAUUCGGAGAUGGAGAAGUUCAUGCCGAUGCUGCAGGACUAUCUGAAGAUUAACGAUAUCUCCCUCCCAGCGCCUGCUGAGACCGCAAAACCCUCACCGUCGGCUCUCCCCUCCAACGCACGACACGCGAACGCGGCGGACAAGGAUGACGCAGAAUCAGAUUACGUCUACGACGUCUUCUAUCGCCGGCCGAUGCCCGACGCGUACGACACUAAGACGUGGGAACACCUAGCGGCGAUAGGAACGUUGUCGGGCCUGCCACCUUCCAUGAACGAUUCGGACGAAUCCGACUCGGAAAGCGAGGAGGAGGAUGAAGCCGAUGAGGACUCUAAUGAUGAGAAUUACUACAAAAACGAGUAUCCAGAUACCGAAGAGUCGGACUCUAUGUCAGGCUCUGACGAUAGCGAUAUGUUCCAUGACGGACCUAACGAUGACGACCAUGAUUGA
Molecule: messenger RNA, 951 nt
Organism: Punctularia strigosozonata HHB-11173 SS5
Lineage: Eukaryota; Fungi; Basidiomycota; Agaricomycetes; Corticiales; Punctulariaceae
Exons: 7
Coding region: 1-951 (316 amino acids)
Biological process (GO): developmental process
Source: RefSeq, a predicted model, not a curated record